Thermochaetoides thermophila DSM 1495 is the source of this 1023-nucleotide messenger RNA. RefSeq lists its product as uncharacterized. Gene Ontology annotation, molecular function: oxidoreductase activity. The coding region runs from base 1 to 1023 and encodes 340 amino acids. The record is from RefSeq and is a predicted model, not a curated record. The transcript is spliced from 2 exons. Lineage: Eukaryota; Fungi; Ascomycota; Sordariomycetes; Sordariales; Chaetomiaceae.
AUGAAGUCCGAAACGCCGGGACACGUCGAGAAGGUCGCCAUCGUUGGGGCAACGGGCAAUAUUGGCUCGUCUUUCACACAAGCCUUGCUAAAUACCGGUAAACACACCGUUACAGCACUUGUACGUCCUGAGAGUAAGGGAAAAGUUCCUGAAGGCGUCAAGGUUGUCCGGUCCGACUUCAACAAUGAGAGUUCGCUUGUAGAGGCCCUCAAAGGACAGGAAGUGCUCAUCAUCACACUUAGCACCAUGGCACCCCUCGAAGUCCAUGACAGGCUUGUUGUGGCGGCCAAGAAAGCGGGCGUUCGGUAUGUGGUGCCCAACUUGUACGGCUACCCCAUCGACAGGAGCAACUCUCAGAAUGGAGAAUCGAACGGCAACUCCUACGACCAAGUGUUCUUGGAUCGGUACCCAUACAUUCAGAAGUUCCUGGACAAGGUCACGGAGAUCGAAAGCGAUGGAUUGCGGUGGUUUGUACUUGCAACUGGUUUUUGGUACGAGUGGAGUUUGGCGUUGGGAGAGCAGUGUUUUGGAUUCAACAUCAAGGACCGGAGAGUGACCUUCUUUGACGAUGGCAAGCGCACGAUCACGACAACCACGUGGGCCCAGUGCGGACGAGCCAUGGCCGCGCUACUUAGCUUGCCUCAACAAGGGCCGUCUGCAUCUCCAUCGCUGGUGGACUUCUUGGGCACGCAGGUGCGUGUAGGAAGCUUCCGAGUGUCACAGCGCGAUAUGCUCGACAGUCUGAACCGUGUGUUGGGUACGACAGAUGCCGACUGGGAGAUCAAGUAUGAGUCGUCGAAGAAGCGCGUGAAAGAUGGCAUUGAAGCAUUGGAAAAGGGUAACAAGGUCGGGUUUGCCAAGGCUUUAUACAGUAGCGUUUUCGACCCUUCGUACAAGCAAGGCGACUACGGCGCCGUUGAGCCUCUGGCAAAUGACGCCCUGAGGUUGCCCAAGGAGGACCUUGAUGAGGCGACUCGGAAAGUUGUGGCCAUGAUCGAGAGUGGUUGGAACCCUUGGUCUUAG